CUUCAGUGGUAUAUAAACACUGGGCUCUGGGGGAGGAAGUCGCUUUCUCUUCGGCGAGCCUCGUGGCAGCUUCUCCCUCUUGUUUAGUGAGGCGGUGCGGACCAAGCAGCAACCAUGACUAAUAAGGGACCUUCAGUUGGGAUUGAUCUUGGCACCACCUAUUCCUGCGUGGGAGUCUUCCAGCAUGGCAAGGUGGAGAUCAUUGCCAACGACCAGGGAAACAGGACUACGCCAAGCUACGUUGCCUUUACCGACACGGAGAGGCUUAUUGGCGAUGCUGCUAAGAACCAAGUGGCAAUGAACCCCACAAACACAGUAUUUGAUGCAAAGCGUCUGAUCGGUCGCCGGUUUGAUGACGCCGUGGUCCAGUCUGACAUGAAGCACUGGCCUUUCACUGUAAUAAACGAUGCAGGCCGGCCCAAGGUUCAAGUCGAGUACAAAGGAGAAACAAAAAGCUUUUACCCAGAGGAAAUAUCCUCCAUGGUGCUAACCAAAAUGAAGGAGAUUGCCGAAGCGUACUUGGGAAAGAAUGUUACGAAUGCCGUGGUCACAGUCCCAGCCUACUUCAAUGACUCCCAGCGCCAGGCUACAAAAGAUGCGGGAACCAUUGCUGGUCUCAAUGUGCUCCGGAUCAUUAACGAACCAACCGCUGCUGCUAUUGCUUAUGGCUUGGAUAAAAAAGUUGGUGCUGAGAGAAACGUCUUAAUCUUUGAUCUGGGAGGCGGCACCUUUGAUGUCUCCAUCCUCACCAUUGAAGAUGGCAUCUUUGAAGUCAAGUCCACGGCAGGCGACACCCACUUGGGUGGGGAAGACUUUGACAACCGCAUGGUCAACCAUUUCAUUGCAGAGUUCAAGCGGAAGCACAAGAAGGACAUCAGCGACAACAAGCGCGCUGUCCGCCGCCUCCGCACGGCCUGCGAGCGCGCCAAGCGCACCCUGUCCUCCAGCACUCAGGCCAGCAUCGAGAUCGACUCCCUGUACGAAGGCAUCGACUUCUACACUUCGAUCACCAGGGCCCGCUUCGAGGAGCUGAAUGCAGACUUGUUCCGCGGCACUCUGGAUCCUGUGGAGAAAGCCCUGAGGGACGCCAAGCUGGAUAAAUCUCAGGUCCAUGACAUUGUGCUGGUUGGCGGGUCCACCCGAAUCCCCAAGAUCCAAAAGCUGCUCCAGGACUUCUUCAAUGGCAAAGAGCUCAAUAAGAGCAUCAACCCGGACGAAGCAGUCGCGUAUGGUGCAGCUGUCCAAGCUGCUAUUCUGUCUGGUGACAAGUCAGAAAACGUUCAGGACUUGCUGCUGCUGGAUGUGACUCCCUUGUCCCUGGGCAUUGAAACGGCCGGAGGGGUCAUGACGGUCCUGAUCAAGCGCAACACCACCAUCCCCACCAAGCAGACUCAGACCUUCACCACGUACUCUGACAACCAGCCUGGUGUCCUGAUUCAGGUUUAUGAGGGGGAGAGAGCCAUGACCAAGGACAAUAACUUGCUGGGCAAGUUUGAACUAACCGGCAUCCCUCCCGCUCCGAGGGGCGUCCCUCAGAUUGAGGUUACCUUCGAUAUUGAUGCCAAUGGCAUCCUGAACGUUUCUGCAGUAGAUAAGAGCACUGGCAAGGAGAACAAGAUCACCAUCACCAAUGACAAAGGUCGUCUAAGUAAGGAAGAUAUUGAGCGCAUGGUCCAGGAAGCUGAGAAAUACAAGGCAGAGGAUGAGAAACAGCGUGACAAAGUGUCAUCCAAGAAUUCCCUGGAAUCCUAUGCUUUCAAUAUGAAGGCCACCGUGGAAGACGAGAAGCUGCAAGGCAAGAUCAGUGACGACGACAAGCAGAAGAUCUUGGAUAAGUGUAAUGAGAUCAUUAACUGGCUGGAUAAAAAUCAGACGGCCGAGAAGGAAGAGUUUGAGCACCAGCAGAAGGAGCUGGAGAAGGUUUGCAACCCCAUCAUCACCAAGCUGUACCAGAGUGCGGGCGGGAUGCCUGGUGGGAUGCCCGGAGGCUUCCCUGGCGGCGGAGCUCCUCCCUCCGGAGGGGCCUCUUCUGGGCCGACCAUCGAGGAGGUGGAUUAAGCGGCCGAAGAAGACUCCAUUCCAGUCCUGUGGGCGGGCGCCCCCGGACAGACCCGGACUCAGUUCGACUCCUAAUACUUAACUUCAAGGGCAUUCUUGAUCAUACUUGGAACCAUGUGCACAGACAGGGAGGGAAGGCAAACAUUUGCACUUUACCAGUACUGUAAAAACAAAAAGUUCAAAUGCAAACUUGAGUCCUAAUAAAUGAAACUUAUUUAAUUGGCAAAUUGAUAAAA
Anolis sagrei ordinatus is the source of this 2294-nucleotide messenger RNA. It is a transcript of the gene HSPA8, whose product is annotated as heat shock protein family A (Hsp70) member 8. Lineage: Eukaryota; Metazoa; Chordata; Lepidosauria; Squamata; Anolidae. The record is from RefSeq and is a predicted model, not a curated record. Gene Ontology annotation, molecular function: clathrin-uncoating ATPase activity; ATP binding; ATP-dependent protein folding chaperone. Gene Ontology annotation, biological process: chaperone-mediated autophagy translocation complex disassembly; slow axonal transport; late endosomal microautophagy. Gene Ontology annotation, cellular component: plasma membrane; presynaptic cytosol; lysosome.